This is a messenger RNA of Mya arenaria, 378 nucleotides long. Its product is annotated as heterogeneous nuclear ribonucleoprotein A1, A2/B1 homolog. The transcript has 2 exons. The record is from RefSeq and is a predicted model, not a curated record. Bases 1 to 378 code for a protein of 125 amino acids. Lineage: Eukaryota; Metazoa; Mollusca; Bivalvia; Myida; Myidae.
AUGGUGGAUGAGGAGGAAGAGGUGGAGGAGGAAGGGGAUGUGGAUGUGGAGGAGGAGGUGGAGGGGAUGAGAGGUGGAGGAGGAGGAAGAGGUGGUGGGGGUGAAGGGGGAGGGGAAGAAGAGGGGGAGGUGAGGUGGGGAGGAUCAAGCGGUGGAGGUGGGAAGAGGAGGUGGAGGAGGAAUAGAAGAGGUGGAGAGGAACGGGAGAAGGAGAAGGUGGAUGAGGAGGUGGAGAAGGAGAAGUGGGGAGGAGGAGGCGGUGGAGGUGAAGGAGAGGUGGAGGAGGGGAAGGGGAAGCGAAGGAGGAGGAAACGGAAACGGAAGUCUGACGUUUAUAUCAAUUGUAGGCGAUGGUCUAGACAAAAUAUUCCUACUUGA